AUUUUCAAACAGACAAAUGAGUUAAUGUUUUUUUUAAAAGUCUCAGAAAUACAAAUACCUGUUAGUAGUCGAUAUACAGUCAAUAUAUGAUUCAUAUAGAGUUAGACUAUGAGAUAAAUUCAAAUUAUUUUUGUAAUUCAAUUAAUAUUAUCAGUGAAUGUCAUUUAGUUUAAUUUUUUUUAAAUAAAUAGUGUUUUUCAAUAAAGAAAACCUCAAUCAGUGAACACAUUUUUUGACUAACAAUAAAAAACUUUUUUGAAUUGAUUAAUGCCAUCAUUAUGUCGGGUAUGGACAGGAAGACAAUACUAAGUGAAGAUAUUGACAUAUAUGCCGGUUAUCACAUCCAUUCACAGAAGUUGGGCGAAGGCGGUUUCGGAACGGUUAGAUUGGGCACACAUAUAAUUACCGGCCAGAAGGUUGCCAUCAAACGUAUGGAUAAGCAAAAGUUAGGGUCUGACUUACCCCGAGUUAAGACCGAAACACUGGCACUCAAACAAUUGGAUCACAAAAAUAUUGCAAAACUAUUGCAAAUCAUUGAAACCAAUAAGUAUUACUAUUUGAUUCUUGAGUAUUGCAGCGGUGGUGAACUAUUCGACUAUUUAGUUUCAAAGACUCAUUUGACAGAAAAUGAAACCAAAGAUAUUAUGAAUGAUAUGUUUGAUGUACUCGACUAUAUCCAUAACACUGGUUUCGCGCACCGGGAUAUUAAACCGGAAAAUAUUAUGUUUGACAAGAAUCAUAAAAUCAAACUAAUCGACUUUGGACUGGCCGCACACUGUCGGGCUACAAAUAAUUCAAUGGUUCCAUUGAUGACAGCCUGCGGUAGUCCAGCUUACGCGGCACCGGAACUAUUGCAUGGAAGGGGUUAUUUGGGUUCGGCAGUGGAUAUCUGGAGUACUGGUGUCCUCUUAUACACAUUGCUUACCGGAACUCUGCCUUUUGAUGACAUCAGUCUACCUGUUCUUUAUAGUAAAAUACAGUCGGGUUUUUAUCCAAUUCCUCUAAGUAUUUCCAAAGACGCUCAGCAUCUGAUCUCUCGUAUGUUGGAUGUGAAUCCACAAACUAGAGCUACAAUUUAUGAACUGAAGACACAUCCCUGGCUUUGCCAUUACAUGAGUCGAGAGUCUAUUGUGAACAUUGGUUAUGAAGUGAGACCAUCGCAUAUGAAUGUCUUAAAUAUCUGUAGACUAAAGUUUCCACAAAUCAAUGACAACGAAUUGGAGCGAAAUUGUCUAACAAGUUAUGGCUAUACAACGGCCACCUAUUAUCUAAUCAAAAGAAAUAUGGAUCUCUUUCAGAAACUGCAACAGGAUUUGGCUCCUUCUUUACCUAAACUUGAAGCCAGAAAUCGACGAAGAAGUCGAAGUGUCGAUACGUGUUCGUCGUCUUCAGACGUCAGCCAAACUGACAUUAAGAAACAAAAGAUGGACUUUAAUACUCUUAAGACUUAUCGUUUGAGAGCCGAUACAGCACUCUAUAACAAUGGCAGUCCAUUCAGGACUCCGGGAAAAUUGCCGUUCAAUAGAGGCGUCAGUCCAGUGGCCAGAGAUUCGCAGCAAUUGAUUAGAAAUAUGGCUAAUAAUACGGCAAUUGGUGUGACUUCUCAACGCAAAAAUCCGUUAACAAUGGCCAACAACAACAAUACACCGAACCGAUCGACAAAUAGUCCAACAAAUGGCUAUUCAAAUACUUCAGGAUUAGCUGAGAAGUCGUGCGAAAAGAAGACACUGCUUAAGAGAUUUCUUGAAUCGGCGACACCGACCAAGAGUCGUAAGCCACGUAUACUGAAAUUGUCGGACGACCAGCCAAAUGUGACCCGAACCAAGUUCACUGACCCGAAACUAUUGACCCGACAGAUCAGUGAAAUACUGAAGGUUCGCGGUGUCAGCUUUACACACAAAUCCAAUUUUGUACUAAAAUGUCAAAUCAAAUCAAUGAAUACAAGUAUAUUGUCGUUCAAUCUGGAGAUCUGUCAAACAGAUGAUCAUUGGCUUGUGAUUCAUAGAAAACGACUUAAAGGCAACUCUUGGGAGUACAAGAAGGUCUGCCAAGUGAUCGACAAAAUAUCUGUAAUAAAUGAAGGAUUGUCUACUUUUUUAUAAUUAUUAUCAAAAAUA
Molecule: messenger RNA, 2117 nt
Organism: Oppia nitens
Lineage: Eukaryota; Metazoa; Arthropoda; Arachnida; Sarcoptiformes; Oppiidae
Product: maternal embryonic leucine zipper kinase-like
Exons: 9
Coding region: 279-2102 (607 amino acids)
Biological process (GO): intracellular signal transduction; protein phosphorylation; microtubule cytoskeleton organization
Cellular component (GO): cytoplasm
Molecular function (GO): tau-protein kinase activity; protein serine/threonine kinase activity; ATP binding
Source: RefSeq, a predicted model, not a curated record